CUGUCUCGUGCCUCAUACGUACUCUCUCCCACUCCCUAUUUUCCAACCCACUCCUCCUAAAUUGGCAACUGAUUCACCCAACUGUAUCAUGCUGCUUACUCCUCAUUCGUUGCUGAAACCUCUCCUCUCUUUCCUCUAGCUCUGGCAGGUUUCAUCUUCAUGUUUUUCCUUGGAAAAAUCCCAGAACUUGGUUUCCAGGCAUAGACAUGUUUGACAUAUUGUUCGGGUGGAGAAAAGCUUCCAAGUGCAAGCAGCUGUUCAAGCAGGUGAAGUUCCGGCUCAAGUUGCUGAAGAACAAGAGGGCUACUAUAGUGAGGCAAUUGCGAGAAGACGCCGGGGAGCUGAUCAAGAAUGGCUACGAAGACAAAGCCUUAAAUAGGGUUGAGCAGAUAAUCAAUGAUGAAUGCAUAGUGGCACUGUAUGAACUGCUGGACAAUUUUUGUGAAUUUAUCCUCCUUCACCUUUCGUACAUCCGAAGACACAAGGACUGUCCAAAUGACAUAAAUGAAGCGGUUUCAAGUCUUAUAUAUGCUUCUGCUAGAUGUGGAGAUCUCCCUGAGCUUAGAACUAUCCGAAAGCUCUUUGGAGAACGUUAUGGCCAGAAAUUUGCAAGGGAUGCUCUUGAAUUAUUCCCGGGGAACCUUGUGAAUUACCAGGUAAUAGAGAAACUGUCUCUAAUAUCCGUAUCAGAUGAUAUGAAACACCGAAUGGUCAAUGAAAUAGCAAGGAAUUAUUGCAUCAAACCAGAAGUUUUAGCAAUUGAAUACUACUCCGAUUGGCAACAGAAGGUGAAGGAAACUAGUGGACAUCAUGCACUGGAUACAAAUGUUCGGACUUAUUACGAAAGAUCUGAAAUGCAGAUUUGUAAUGUCGAAGAGUUUCAAUCAGAAGAUGUCCAUGAUUCCAAUAUAUCUCGAAGAGCUUCAGUAGCUAGGCUAGCCCCGACUAUAUCAGACUCUCGGCUGCAUAAUGAAAUAGAGGAAGUACAGCACUAUGCUGAAGUGGAUUCUCCAAAAGGUAAAGAAAUAGUGGUGUAUAAUGAUGACAUUGAAGAGGUUCAGUCUUGCACAACAAGAUAUGGAGAUGACUUCCAAGACCAAAGUGCUUUCAAGUUCAAAGCUAGCGUUCCUAAGAAGGAGAAUCUUGUAAACAGUUUUGACCGUAGUUAUGUGGAAACAUGGAUUGUGGAUUCAGGGUCAAGAAUCUCUGGGAUAAGUUUUAAGGGAAAUGAGAAAAGACCAAGGAAGAGAUCAGUGUCACAGGAAAAUCAGUUUAUGAAGGAUAAUGAAUUUCCAAGUUGCUAUGCUAGAAAGCAUCAGAAGAAAUUGGGACCUAACAUCUUGUCCUGCAAAUGCAGCCUGGUAAAUCCAUGUUAUGUUUGCAAUGGGAAAGAGACUGUCGAAUUUGAGGUUCCGACAAUGAAGAAAAAUAGAGGGAUUUCAACUAGGGAGAGAUUUGCUAAUCCGGGUCAUGAACAUAAAAGCUUGGUGUACAAUGUUUUCAAUUACCCUGAUCACCAGCCGAAAGCGCAAAGCAAAGUGUUUAAAGAAACCAUCCAUGACAAGCUUCCCUCUUAUACUCCAUCUUCAUCAUCUUCUCCAACUGUGACUAGUUCUUGGAGGAGAAAAGAAAUGGUACCUCCCUACUUCAGAAACGUGACAAUGCCGCCGGAAAGAGUCCAGGACAAGCGAAAGGAAGAGUGUCAACGUUCCAUUUCAGACUGCUUUCAGUAUCCUACUCAUGUACAUCCAAAGCUGCCAGAUUACGAUGAUAUUGCAGCUACAUUCAUGGCUCUCAAGAAAGAACGUCUGCAACCUUGGCCUCCUCGAAGCAAUCAGCUUUAUGGUAGUCUGCAUUAGAAUCACUAGCAUUAACAUUCAAAUUUCCACUAUUCGGAAUCACUAGCAUUCUUCAUGCUUUAAUACUUCAACCUUUUCACUGUUGUUAUCUAGUAGAAAAUUUGCUAGUGCAAGGGAAUUUAGUCCAGAACAGAAUCUUUCUAUUGCAGAAUUUGUUAC
Molecule: messenger RNA, 2018 nt
Organism: Argentina anserina (silverweed cinquefoil)
Lineage: Eukaryota; Viridiplantae; Streptophyta; Magnoliopsida; Rosales; Rosaceae
Exons: 6
Coding region: 207-1859 (550 amino acids)
Biological process (GO): protein transport
Source: RefSeq, a predicted model, not a curated record